CGAUUUUCCGUUGUCAGUUGUGACUUGUCGCGAUUUUUUCAAAUUUCUUUGAUGAAGAAAACUGCUUUAAAAGCGUUUUCGAUUCCUCAAAAGCCUAUACUUUCUACCUGGCUGCACUGCAAGCCCCCAAGUGACUGUGAUCUGAAUGUCCACAUUUCCUGCCGACUCCAGUUAUGUCGCAAAAACGGCAAAUUACAGCACAAUCAUCGGACGCGGAAAGUCGCAACAAGGUGGCGAAGCUUGGCGACUAUGCAAAGCAUCUGCUGCUCUGUAAAGACACUAGCGAUGUUCGGUUCCGAGUGGGACAUGAUUAUGGCGCUGUGAAGAUCUUUCCAGCCCACAGAGCCAUAAUGGGUCGCAGCCCUGUAUUCCAUACAAUGUUCUAUGGAAGUCUGCCCGAAAAGCGCAAAGCUCCCAUCAACAUUCCCGACGUUCUUCCCGAAGCCUUCUCCAACAUGCUCAGCUACAUCUACACUGAUGCUUUGGAGAACCUCACCAAGGAAAACGUUUUCCCCACGCUGGGCUGCGCGGACAAGUACGAUCUACCGUUGUUGGUAUCUAUGUGUACUGACUUCGUCCUGAAGGACCUCAACAUCAACAACUGCCUGGAUAUUCUGGAUGAUGCGAUUCAUUACGAUACUGUUGCCCCGAGUAUCCUGGAGAAGUGUUUAUCCCUCAUUGAUGAAUCACCAAAAAUAAUCUGGGAAUUGGAGCAGUUCAGUGCGAUUGGACACGAGGCAUUGCGCAUCAUUCUUCAGCGUGACACGUUGACCGCCAAUGAAGAUAUAAUUUGCUCGUCGGUUGACAAGUGGGCUACGAACAUGUGCACGCGUAAGAACUGGGGCGCUUCCGCCGCCAAUCGGCGUAAAAUACUGGGCGAGGUGCUGUUUCUCAUUCGCUUUCCGCUUUUGACCAAUUAUAAACUGCUGGAUGGGCCUGUCAAGAGCGGUUUGUUGCUGAAAUCGGAAGAACGGGACAUCUUCCACUACAAGUACGCCACAAUCAAACCUCGGCUUCCAUUCAGCACGGCGCCCCGACAAAAUUUACGCGCUUCUGGUGUCAUUAGCUGUACGAUUGCGGAUAUCAGGAAGCUGGCGGAACCGUAUGCGGCCAGCGAUGCCAUUACAGUUAGAAACCUGCACUGGUGUAUCCAGGUCGAAAAGAAAACCGACGGUGCGUCUGUGGCGUUUGGCUUCUACUUGGCGUGUACCAGCCGUCCGCAAUCGGCAACAUGGAGCUGCUUAGUUCAUGCAGAAUUGUGCCUACUACCAUGGAAAACGGAAGCUGAAACAGUCAAGAAAUUAAAUUUUUCCCGUCUGUUUUGCAAGGGAAGUCCUAGCUGGGGAUUUCAGAAAUAUAUCUGUAUGAAGAAACUACUGGAUCCGGCGAACGGCUACGUCAACCCUGCUGAUUUCUCAUUAAAACUGCAAAUUGAAAUGACUGCUGAACUGCCUACUGGAAUGGAGUGAAACAUUAGACAGUGGCCCACACACAUGUUAAAUACUGUAGUUUGGUUUUUGUAAAUGUUCCAAGUUUCCUUGCGUUAUCGUUUUUCGUAGUGAAGUUUCGAACCAGUUCUUCUUGCCAGGUUUUUUGUUACGUUGCCCAAGACCGUUUGUUAGCUGAUUAGACACUGGAUGUUUUAGUCGCUGAGUAGAUAGAAUUAGUUUGAGUUAUAGAUUAUUGCGUUUUUGAAAGCGUACAGAGUACUACCCGUAGUACUUAAGUAUUUAUGCUGCUGUUUGCUUUGUUGUUGUUGUUGU
This is a messenger RNA of Paramacrobiotus metropolitanus, 1763 nucleotides long. Its product is annotated as BTB/POZ domain-containing protein 3-like. The transcript has 10 exons. Gene Ontology annotation, molecular function: protein binding. NCBI's taxonomy places the organism in Eukaryota, Metazoa, Tardigrada, Eutardigrada, Parachela, Macrobiotidae. The record is from RefSeq and is a predicted model, not a curated record. The coding region runs from base 174 to 1469 and encodes 431 amino acids.